Molecule: messenger RNA, 1542 nt
Organism: Dipodomys spectabilis (banner-tailed kangaroo rat)
Lineage: Eukaryota; Metazoa; Chordata; Mammalia; Rodentia; Heteromyidae
Product: maturase K-like
Exons: 1
Coding region: 1-1542 (513 amino acids)
Biological process (GO): mRNA processing
Cellular component (GO): chloroplast
Source: RefSeq, a predicted model, not a curated record
AUGCGGGAAGAGGAAUAUCAAAGAUUUUUAGACGAUCAAACGUACUUGCUAUACCCACUGAUCUUUCAAGAGUAUCUUUAUACCCUUGCUCAUGUUCAUAGUUUCAGUUCUAACAAUAAAUUGAGUUUCCUAAUUGUAAAACGUUUAAUUACUCGAAUGUAUCAACAGAGGCAUUUGAUUCUUUCUGAUAAUAAUUAUAAACAAAAUCAUUUAUAUAUAUACAACUACAUGAUUUAUUAUCAAAUAAUAUCCGAGGGGUUUGCACUCAUUGGGGAAGUUGCAUUUUCGCCACGAUUUGUGUUUUCUUUAGAAAAUUCAGAAAUAUUGAAAGUUCAGAAUUUACGAUCCAUUCUUUCAAUAUUUCCUUUUUUAGAGGAUCAAUUUCCAUAUUUAAAUUAUCUAUCCGGUGGCUUACUACCCUACCCCAUUCAUCUAGAAAAAGUGGUUCAAACCCUUCGGUACUGGCUGAAAGAUCCUUCUUCUUUGCAUUUAUUACGACUCUUUCUUCACGAGUCUUGGAAUUGGAAUAGUCCUUUUUUUCCAAAGCAAAAAAGUGCUUUUUUUCAAAAAAGAAAAAGAAUAAAAACGAAUCUAAGAUUCGUUCUAUUUUUAUCUAAUUCUCUUGUAUAUGAAUAUGAAUCCAUUUUAUUUUUUCUUCGUAGCCAAUUCUUGCAUUUACGAUCCAACCAUUUUCGGGUUCUUUUUGAGCGAAUCUAUUUCUAUGGAAAAGUAGAUAAUUUUACAGAAGUUUUUGCUAAGAAGUUUAGAUACGUUUUUGCUAAUAGUUUUCAAGUUAAUAUACAGUUGUUCAAGGACCCUCACAUGCAUUAUGUUCGGUUUAAAAGACAAUUCUUUUUUGCUUUAAGGAGUACGCCACUUAUAAUGAAAAAGUGGAAAUACUACUUUGUUAAUUUAUUUCAAUGUCAUUUUUUUGUGUGGGUUCAACCAAAAAAGAUCUAUAUAUAUCUAGUAGAUGAGUCUUCUCUCGACUUUUUGGGUUAUCUUGUAAAUGUAGAAUUCACUCCUUCAGCGAUACGAAGUCAAAUGCUAGAACAUUCAUUUCUAACAGAGAAUACGAUGAAGAAACUGGAUACAAUAGUUCCACUUAAUCCUUUGAUUCAAGCCUUGACAAAAAUGAAUUUUUGUAAUAAAAUAGGACAUCCUCUUAGUAAACCGCCCUGGGCCGAUCCAUCGGAUUCGGAUCUUAUUGACCGAUUUUUUUGUAUAUGCGGAGACCUUUCUCAGUAUUUUAGUGGAUCCUCAGACAAAAAGAGUUUGUAUCGAAUAAAAUAUAUACUUCGAUUUUCUUGUCUGAAAACCUUUGCUCAUAAACACAAAACCAAUCUACACACUUUAGCGAGACAACUAGGUUCGGAUUUUUGGGAACCUUUUUUUACAGAAGAACCGGUUGUUUUACCUUUUGAGAUCCUACAAGGUCCUUCACCUACACAUCUUGCUCGAGAGUUAGAAAAGUUAGAUACAGAUCGGCUUUGGUUUUUGAAUAUCAAAUUGGUAUUUGGAUAUUUAAAUGUUGAUAUUUAA